Lucilia sericata (common green bottle fly) is the source of this 2060-nucleotide messenger RNA. RefSeq names its product peroxisomal targeting signal 1 receptor (gene Pex5). NCBI's taxonomy places the organism in Eukaryota, Metazoa, Arthropoda, Insecta, Diptera, Calliphoridae. Gene Ontology annotation, biological process: protein import into peroxisome matrix, docking. Bases 173 to 1891 code for a protein of 572 amino acids. Gene Ontology annotation, molecular function: protein binding. The record is from RefSeq and is a predicted model, not a curated record. The transcript has a single exon. Gene Ontology annotation, cellular component: cytosol; peroxisomal membrane.
ACCUGUCUGAUAACAACAAAACAAAUAACAAAUUUUCUGUUGUGGACAUUAGACUUUUCUCGUAUUAUCUUUUAUUAGAUUAACAUAUAUCUCCUAAAAAACAUUACAACUACAUUCCAAUUCCAAUAUUCUGUAAAAAUUUAAUAAAACAUUACAAAAUUUAUUAAAGAAAAUGUCGCUCAGACAACUAGUUGAAGGAGACUGUGGUGGUGUAAAUCCUCUCAUGCAACUGGGUGGUCAAUUUACCCGUGAUGCAGCGCAUAAAGAUGAAGGUUACGUGCAGGCACAAUUUGAACGUUCUAUGCGUCAAGAUGAACAGAUGGUAAAUGAGUUUUUGGGUCAAGUGGCUGGGCCACCGCAAUCGUUUCAAAUGGAAACUUUGCUGCAGGAAAUGCGUGAAAUCGAACAGGCUCAAAUGGGCCCAUCACAAUUACAGCACGCUCCUCGUGUUAUAGAUGAGGUGGCCGGCCAGUGGUCUAAGGAGUUUGGCGCACCCAUGCAAAUACAACCGCCUGCAGCUCCGCACAUGGUACACGUUCAGCCUCAACAGCAGCAAAUGACUCAUGUCAGGGAAUUUUUCGAUGAGGGACCUGAAACUUCAUCUGCUUACCUUAAUAGACCGGCUCCCUAUUUGGCCAUUUGUCCUCCCCAUCCCAGCGCAAUGAUGGAUCAACAAAUGUCUACUGGUUUAACUGAUAAAUUCUUCGAAGAAGCCAGUGCCAUAGAGAAAUCAGAACAACAAUUACCAGAAGCGCUACAAGGUGAAGAUUGGGUUAAUGACUAUCAAACCAGUAAUGAGAGCAAUGAACAGGCUGCUGCCAAUUAUAAUGAGAAAUUCUGGCAACGUUUACAGGACGAAUGGGCAAAAUUAUCUGAAGAAUCAGAUCAUCCUUGGCUAUCGGAAUACGAUGAAAAUUAUGAUCCCUACAAGGAGUACAAGUUUGCCGAAGAAAAUCCCAUGCAGGAUAUAGAAAAUGCCUUGGAAAAGGGCAAAGAAUAUUUAGCUAAGGGUGAUAUACCCAGUGCAGUGUUAUGUUUUGAAGCAGCUGCCAGCAAAGAUCCCGAAAAUGCUGAAGCCUGGGAACUUUUAGGUAUAUCACAGGCAGAAAAUGAAAUGGAUCCACAAGGUAUAGCAGCCUUAAAGAGGUCGUUAGAUUUAAGGCCCGAUAAUCUUAAAGUUUUAAUGGCUUUGGCAGUGUGUUACACCAAUGAAAGUUUACAGUCGCAGGCGGUGAAAAUGUUAACCAAUUGGUUGCAGUUACAUCCUAAAUACAAACAUCUAGUGCCCGCUCAACCUGAAACUCCAGCAGAUGCAGCCGCCUCAAUGGCUUCAUCAUUGAUACGCGGUAAUAAGUUGCAAGAGGUACAGAAUAUGUAUUUAGAAGCGGUACGCAUGAAUCCACAAACUGUAGAUCCUGAGGUUCAGGAGGCCUUGGGUGUACUCUACAAUCUCUCCUCGGAAUAUGACAAGGCGGUGGAUUGUUUUCAGGCUGCUCUACAUGCCAAUCCACAAAAUGCUAAAGUUUGGAAUCGCCUGGGAGCCAGUUUAGCUAAUGGUUCUCGUUCCGUAGAAGCAGUUGAGGCCUAUCAAAGAGCUUUGGAAUUGGAACCAGGUUUCAUACGGGUACGCUACAAUGUGGGUGUGUGCUGUUUAAAUUUGAAAGCCUACCAACAAGCCGUUGAACAUCUAUUGACCGCCCUUAACAUGCAGGCGAAUGUGGCCGCUAGUCGAGAACUACCAGCCGGCUCAGUGGGUGCUGGUCAGCAACAAAUGUCCGAGUCUAUAUGGAGUACUUUAAAAAUGGUUAUUUCGCUGAUGGGUCGCAAUGAUUUACAGGGUUUCGUUAGUGAUCGCAAUUUGUCAGCACUCAAUGAAGCUUUUAAGGAUUAAAUCAUUUGUUUAAAGACAUAUUUUCUAUUUUUCCUAGUUUUGGGUAAUGGGUUUCUUUAAGGCGUUAUAUAUUGUAAUAGGUAUGCUUAAGUAAAUAUAUUAUUUAAUUGAUUGUAGCCUUAAUAUAUAAGAUAUUAAGAAAUAAACUAUUUUUAUAAAAAAAGUUUAA